UGAAAAGUUUGGUGGAAAGAAAACGUUUGUUGGAUAAAAGAAAGCAUGGGAAAGUUAUAUGAGUGGUUCAGAUAGUGUUAUGAUAGGGCUGGGAUAGCCAUACGACAAGAUGGGAUGACAAGACAUCCUGGGCUGGUCAGCCAUACAGUGACCCCUACACUGGUCAGCCAUACGGCGGCCCCUACACUGGUCAGCCAUACGGUGGCCCCUACACUGGUCAGCCAUACGGUGGCCCCUACACUGGUCAGCCAUACAGUGGCCCCCACACUGGUCAGCCAUACAGUGACCCGUACACUGGUCAGCCAUACGGUGGCCCCCUACACUGGUCAGCCAUACGGUGGCCCCUACACUGGUCAGCCAUACAGUGGCCCCUACACUGGUCAGCCAUACGGUGGCCCCUACACUGGUCAGCCAUACAGUGGCCCCUACACUGGUCAGCCAUACGGUGGCCCCUACACUGGUCAGCCAUACGGUGGCCCCUACACUGGUCAGCCAUACGGUGGCCCCUACACUGGUCAGCCAUACGGUGGCCCCUACACUGGUCAGCCAUACGGUGGCACCUACACUGGUCAGCCAUACGGUGGCCACUACACUGGUCAGCCAUACGGUGGCCCCUACACUGGUCAGCCAUACGGUGGCCCCUACACUGGUCAGCCAUACGGUGGCCCCUACACUGGUCAGCCAUACGGUGACCCCUACACUGGUCAGCCAUACGGUGACCCCUACACUGGUCAGCCAUACGGUGGCCCCUACACUGGUCAGCCAUACGGUGACCCCUACACUGGUCAGCCAUACAGUGACCCCUACACUGGUCAGCCAUACAGUGACCCCUACACUGGUCAGCCAUACAGUGACCCCUACACUGGUCAGCCAUACAGUGACCCCUACACUGGUCAGCCAUACAGUGACCCCUACACUGGUCAGCCAUACAGUGACCCCUACACUGGUCAGCCAUACAGUGACCCCUACACUGGUCAGCCAUACAGUGACCCCUACACUGGUCAGCCAUACAGUGACCCCUACACUGGUCAGCCAUACAGUGACCCCUACACUGGUCAGCCAUACAGUGACCCCCUACGCUGGUUACAUUACGUCACACGGCUCCCAUAUACCUCAACCAAUCUUUACCAAAUGUACAUUAAGAAUGUGUGA
This is a messenger RNA of Procambarus clarkii (red swamp crayfish), 1152 nucleotides long. Lineage: Eukaryota; Metazoa; Arthropoda; Malacostraca; Decapoda; Cambaridae. The record is from RefSeq and is a predicted model, not a curated record.